Molecule: messenger RNA, 1230 nt
Organism: Camelina sativa (false flax)
Lineage: Eukaryota; Viridiplantae; Streptophyta; Magnoliopsida; Brassicales; Brassicaceae
Source: RefSeq, a predicted model, not a curated record
AUGGAGAAUGUUCAAAACAAAAGGAGAGCAAAGGCUGUGAUUGAGACAAGUUUCGAAGCACUUCCUUUAGAGAUACAAACGGAGAUACUGUCACGUUUGCCUCUGAAAACCUUGAUGAAAUGCAUCUGCACCUCAAAGAAAUGGGCGUCUCUUAUCCGCACAAAAGAAUUCAUAAAUCUUUACAUGAGUCGAUCGACGACAAAGCCUCGACUGUUCUUCACGAUCUAUCAAUAUAAUAUAACCACGAGCUCCAAGCCAUCCAGAAACAUAAGUGAGGUGUUGUUUCAGUCUGUUUAUCAUGAAGAGGAACCAUUGUUGUCUUCUGGUCAACAACAAGUGCUUCUUUCUCCAGACCUAGGAUAUGAGGCUUCUUCCCCCGUCCGAGGUUUGAUAUGUCAUCGUUUAAACACAGAGUUUAUGAUCUUCAAUCCGGGUACGAACAAGUCUCAGCAUUUAGCUGAGAUCCCACUGCCUAACAAAAGCGCACCCCUAAGAUUUUUCUUCGGAUACGAUGAACUCACGGAUGUGUACAAGGUGUUAUGCGUAGCAGAAGUAACCAAGGAAGAACAACAUGUUUUCACGAUAGGAACGAACGAGGCAGCUUGGAGACAGAUCACAUGUGAGCAUCAACAUUCUCCAACUCCUACUGCACAAGGGCUAUGUAAAGAAGGAGUAUUGUACUAUCGAGCUAGGUCCAGUACUGGCAGAGGUCUGGUAAUGAUGUUCAACGUGAGGUCUGAAGAGUUUAGUGUUAGUGAGUUACCCGAGGACAUGAACAUUGAGAAUGGUUGGGAUGUGUCGAAUUGCAGAGAUCCUCGUGGUUGGGAACUGGUAAAGUACAUUAAUGGUGCGGACCGUGCGGUUGCCUUAGUGGAUGACUCUCAAUUUUCACAUGAAGUUGUGUACGAGUGGAAUUGGAAUAAAGUCUUUCACAUAUGGGUUAGAAAUGAAGUCGCAGGAACUUGGUCAAGGAUCCGCAUUGAGAUCCCUUUUUAUAAAAAAACAGUUGAUGUGCCUACGCUGUAUUUUUUCAGAGGUACCACCAGAACAGGAAAACUUGUUUUCUCAAUGAAGCACUUUUUGCCAAAGAUUGAUGGCAAAAUAUCAAUCUAUGUUUACUAUUAUGAUCCAGAGACAAAAGAUCUCAGACAAUAUAAGAUUCAAGGAGGGGAGAAGGGUCAUUGUCUUCGAUUCUACUUGGAUCAUGUUGAUACUCCUAUGCUUAUCUAA